UUACUCUAUUCAAUAAAAAAAAUGUUUUUGUGUCUUGAUGUUGGCCAUUACGUAGAAUAUGUAGUGGAUUAGAAUUUAUUUUAAUCUUUUUGAUGUUGUAGAUGUGAUUAAAAUAAUUAUUGUGAUGUGUAUCAAUUUGAAACCAUAACACAAAUCUAAGAUGAAUAAUCUAGAAAUCUUUCCAGACACCCGGGGCCCGGCUAAACGUAAAGUAAAGCCGGUUGAACCCCAAUCACUGCUGGAUUUUGAUCUUGGCGAAGGCGAGAGUUCCGAUGAUUCGGAUUUUCGAAUAGAAGACCACCCUGAAGAGAGUGAUGAUUAUUCAAUAAACUCUGAUGAUGAAGAAAAAAAAGCUGCUCGGACUGAAACAUCAGAAGAAUCAGGAUCUGACAUUGAAGAUGAAUUUAAAAAUACAACCAACAAAAUUGGUGAAGACAAACCUAUUAAUGUUUUGGACAAAACCAACCAAAAGGAAUUUAAGUUUCCAGUGGAAUUGGCAAAUAUCUUAAUUUGUGCUGGAUGUCUUGGAUCAAGAAGUGAUGAUUUUAAUGAGAUAGUUGAAUGUGAUGGGUGCGGAGUUACAGUGCAUGAAGGUUGCUAUGGUGUCUCAGACACAACCAGUGAGUCCAGCACAGUGAGUUCUGCUUCCACGGAGCCAUGGUUCUGUGAGGCUUGCAAAGCUGGGGUUACUGACCCCAACUGUGAGCUUUGUCCAAAUAAAGGUGGCAUUUUCAAGGAAACAGAAGUUGGUGCUUGGGUACAUUUAGUAUGUGCUCUAUAUGUGCCUGGCGUUGCAUUUUCGGAGGUGGAGCGGCUGUCGGGCGUGACGCUGUUCGAGAUGGCGUACUCCCGCUGGGGGCUGCGCUCGUGCGCGCUGUGCGAGGACGCCACGCUGGCGCGCACCGGCGUCUGCGUCGGCUGCGACGCCGGCCUCUGCAAGACCUUCUUCCAUGUCACCUGUGGUCAACGAGCUGGUUUGUUAGCCGAAGCCCAUUCUGAAGAAGCUGAACAGGCUGAUCCAUUCUACGCACACUGCAAGCUGCAUUCCGAUAAAACACUAGUCAAAAAACGCAAGAGGAAUUGGCUUGCUCUGCAGCUUAGAACAGAUAAAAGGAGACUUGAGCUACAAAACAAUUUAAGUACAGAUGAAAAAUUACGAAUUCAGCGCAAACUUGUCAAGUACAGGAAAAAGUAUCUGCAACAGAAAGAAAACCGAAAUCCUCCAUGGGUGCCGACACAGAAAAUGGCUCGCAUGUUAUACAGCAGCGCGUCUGCGAUGAGAAAGUUUCAACGGAAAGCGGAGUGUAUGGGCAUCGAUACACAUGCCCUGGAGUUCCAAGAUGCUCAGAUGGCAGCAUUAAAAGACGUGUCUCGCCGCUGGCACGUACCUCCCGCUUUCUCCGUCGAGUUUGUUGGUUACUACUUAGAGAGAAACACCAGGGUGUCAUCCUUGCGACAGUCUUUAGAACGACUCACCAAGGAAAAUGAAAAGCUCUUGUCCGAAGAUGAUAAGCUGAGGCUGGAUUACGAUGAGGCAUCCAAAGAAAACACGGACGCCCUUGCAGCAUUAACAUCAACGCGUCAAGCUCUUCAAAAGAUAUACGACGUGAUCAUCGCGAUGUGCCCUAAGAAAGUGGCUCCUGCCAUUUUAGAAGACAAGCCUCUGAUUAUACCCGAGUACACUCGAUCCACGCCCAAGGUUACGCCACAACAACUACAGAAACGGUCAAUGUCUGUGCCCACCGCUGCUGCACUUAAGAUGGGCGUUGGUUUUCCUCUUAGCGACAACCCGGACGCUCGCCAAGGAAAAGUUUUAUCAACCUCGUUGGAAGCGGGCGGCGGGCUGGCGGGGCGCGAGUGCGCCAUGUGCGCGCGCAGCUCGGAGCGGCACCUGAUGGCGGCGUGCGACACGUGUCGCCAGCACUACCACCUGCACUGCCUCAAGCCGCCGCUGCAGCGCCCGCCCAAGAAGUCCAAGCUCUACGGCUGGCAAUGCUCCGAGUGCGAUAAAACGUCAGACUCAGAGCCCGAAAUGCUGGAAAAAAAAGUACCGCGACGAUCCCGCAUCCGUUACAGCAAGGACGGAGCUAUCAUCACCGAGCCGCCCAGCCCCACCUCGCCGACAAAACCAGGCUCCGAAAAGUUUAAACUGGACAAAUCAAAGCUGGCUACGCCUGAAAGUAUAUCCCCGAUCAAAGUUACGAUAAAACCAUUCGAGUUCAGUAGCGAAAACGAAGGUUCUGAAGUAAAGUUGAGGAAAGAAAAGAAAAUAAAGAAAUCUAAACAAAGAGAUCAUGCAUCUGCAUCGGCGGGAGAGGGCGACUCUCCUUCGAAGAAGAUUCAUAAACGCAGUUUUACAUCACCGACUCUUACAAAUACCCCAUUAAUGUCAAUCACCCCCAUCGUCGCUGACAGUCCCAAUGAUUCUCACAACGAAAACUCGAACGCCUCGACUAAUGUCGUUUCCAGCAAACGAGAGGACAGCUUCGUUCCACAGAACCUUUCAUUCUCAUCUCUGCUUGUUGAGGGGAAAGAGCGAGACAGCAAAACCAUCGAGAGUUCUAUAGAGAGUACACUAGCGAAUCUGUCGUCAGAUAUAGCGACGUAUAAGGCUAAUAGAAAACGAAGGAAAGAGAAGCACCGAUCUCGAUAUUCACCAGAUUUGUUGAGAUCGCCGUCGAAGUCUCACAAACAUAAGAGAAAGAAGAAGACGCAAGAUGUGGAAAAUCCAGACCCUCCGCAUCCUAGAAUUACGAUCAAGAUCAAGCCUAUUCCAAAACCAGAUGGUUCUUUGGAUACGCAGAUGUUCUACGUACCCACAGACAGCAAUGACGGUCCCCCGCCGGCUGUUAUGAAGAAACUGUCGAAGCACGCAGAACUUGAAGCAGCUAAGCAGGCCCAACCAGUUGCUGAAACCGAGGCAGCUUCUACACCAGAAACAAAUGAUUCAGCUAAUAGAAAUCGCGGUGAUCGUUCACGUCGCGCCGGUUCGGGCGUCGGCAGCGGCGGCGCGGCGGUUGCGGCCACUCCCCUUACACACUGUGAUGUGUGCAUGCAGCCUGGAGACUACACCAACCUCGUACGGUGUGAUGAAUGCGCGAAGAGAUACCACUUCACGUGCUUGGAGCCGCCGCUAAACAAAAAUCCCAAGAAACGAGGAUACUCGUGGCAUUGCGCCGACUGCGACCCCACUGAUAUCGAGGAAAACGUCUGAAAGGUUCUUAAUAAUAUGAAAUAUGGUCGACCUUUAUUAUAAUCGCAAAAUUGGUAUUACUUAAGUUAUUGUCUUACAUAUAAUGUGCAUACCACAGUCUCAGUUGGAUCUUGAUUUAUAUUUUUUUGAAUUAUGAAUUUUAUUUUUACAAAGUGUGUUGUAUUAGAAAUACAUGCUGAGAAUACUGGUUUAUGCAAUGAAUGUUUAUGUCAGUAGUUAAGAUUGAAUUAAUGAAAAUAUAGAUAGAUGAAGAUAA
This is a messenger RNA of Trichoplusia ni (cabbage looper), 3470 nucleotides long. Its product is annotated as PHD finger protein 14. Gene Ontology annotation, biological process: regulation of transcription by RNA polymerase II. The transcript is spliced from 20 exons. The record is from RefSeq and is a predicted model, not a curated record. NCBI's taxonomy places the organism in Eukaryota, Metazoa, Arthropoda, Insecta, Lepidoptera, Noctuidae. Bases 161 to 3214 code for a protein of 1017 amino acids.